CACAACAACCAUCGAAUCUACAUUUUUCAAUUGACCCCAAUUACAAUUUCAUACGCCAACAAUCACAUUAGAAACAUGUGGUUCUGGUUCUUCUUAUAUCUCCCAAAAGGUCUUUGAGUAUCUACGAAUCUUUUUACCCUUGAAUUCGGAGGAUUCUUCCCCCGUCAGCCGAUUCGUACCAACUAGGCAAUGACAACGGCCUCAGCAACCCCGCAGCAGAUGAGAGACCGGCUGCUGCAGGCCAUCGAUAGCCAGAGCAAUAUCUGUAACAUGGUUGCAGUACUUGAUGUUAUUGCCAAUUUGGAGAAAUACCCAAUCACCAAAGAAGCACUUGAGGAAACUCGUCUAGGAAAGCUGAUCAACGAUGUGAGGAAGAAGACAAAGGAUGAGGACCUUGCCAAACGUGCCAAGAAACUCCUUCGCAAUUGGCAGAAGCUGAUCGAGCCCGGUCAGCCCGAGACUCCAUCACGAGGAGCAGCAAAUGUCCCUGGGUCUGCCAACGGCGGGGGUCACCCCUGUAGAACAGACACGCCUCCAGCUGUCCCUCCAUCAGGCAAGACCACGCCAGAGCUCAAAACCAGAAAUGACAUCCAUAACACUUACUCGCCCAAAGCAGAAAAAUCAGCCAAUCGAAAACGUAGAGGGGAACAAAGGGACAGUAUGCAUCUGCCGGCCAAAGUGUCCAAAGUGUCUACGUAUGAGCAGAUGCAUACUUCUACCCCGCCAUCAAAUGGAAUUAGGGGCAGUCCCGAACCCUUUCCAGAGAAAGAGGACGACGCACCUUCCGACAGGGGUCGUGUGGAGCACCUUGAGAACGACCGACACAGCAAAAUCCCGGUCAAUGCCGUUAAGCCUCACCCUAGUUCCCCUGGGCUUACUAAACUACCUAGCACUUCCUCCUUACUGAAAACAGCAGUGUUACAGCAGCAUGCAAGAAUGGAUGGAGGUGGAGGUGGAGGAGGAGGAGGCGGAGGAGGAGGGCAGUAUCAGCCCAAAAGCCCCCGAUUCGCCUCCUUAAGUCCACGCAGUAUAACGCAAGAGACAGUGGCUAAGAGGUCUUCGACAUAUGCACCAAAAGGGACUCUUUCGAGCCCAUCUCGGAACUCUGCCCAAGUGCCCUCUCCUUUGUCACACCCUUUAACGUCCCCGGCCCAGGCGUCUCACGUCGAUGGUCCCUCUCCUUUUGGACUGGAGACUUCACCGCACUUGCACAGAUCAACAGAGAGAGCUUCACAACCUCCACACAGCACUGCAAAACAUGAACCUCUGUCUGGUUCCCCGUUGCCUUCUCACCUUACCAGGCACAAUUUAGAGGGCACGGAACUGCAUGGGCACAAUCUCCCCUCUGAUAUGCUCAAAGGUGAACGCGAAGGUGCGACCUCUGGUUCUGAGGGCAAAAAGAGAAAGAAAUACAGGUCCAGAGACUACACAGUUAAUCUUCAGGGGCAAUCCUCAGAGGAUAGGACAAAGCCUGUGCGCUUAAAAGAGCGUAGGUUAACGUUUGACCCCGUGACAGGACAGAUCAAGCCUCUAACUCCUAAAGAGUCUCAACAAGAGGAAGAAUGCCAAGGACCGUCGCCACCUUCCGAACCUGUAAGGACUGACUUGCCUCAGCAGAAACCAACUUCAUCUGUUCCCAACCCCUUCCAACAGACAAACUGGAAAGAGUUAUCCAGAAAUGAAAUUAUUCAAUCUUACCUUAAUCUCCAGAGUAAUGUUCUUACAUCCUCUGGUGCUCAAACCCACGGGGCACACUUUUUUAUGACUGAAUAUCUGAAACGUGAGGAAAAUGUCGUCAGAGAAUCCCGAAAGACACACGUUUUAGUACCGAGCCAAUCUGACACAGAUCUACCAGGGGUAACUCGAGAAAUAACAGAUGAGGACCUACAGAGAAUACACAAUGAGCACUGGCCAGGGGUAAAUGGUUGUUAUGACACCAAGGACAACUGGUAUGAUUGGACAGAAUGCAUAUCCUUGGAUCCUCAUGGGGAUGAAAGCAAAUUGAACAUCCUGCCAUAUGUCUGCCUAGACUGAGAAAAACAGGGCUCUUGAACAUUUAAGGAGAAUAACUUUUCAUUGUAGCCACUGUGAGUUGGAAGAGAUAGUACUGCUUGUCUCCCUCCUAGUCUCUAUUUGCUAAGUUUAUCUUAAUGGUUGAAUGAAAAACCCAGGGGCUGUUCAGUUUUCCAUAGAAGUUGUUGAAAUUAUGCCCUAUUUGCAAUGUGCUGCUACCAACAAGGAAUUGCAAUUUGGGGUUUUAAGUAAUGGUUCACUGGGAUUUUCCAGGCCAGUUAUUGCACAGUGUGUGUUUGCGAAGGGUCGGAAAACGCAUUGACCAGUAUAGUUAAGGCUGGAAUGCAAGUCAAGAACUUGUUUGGCAGUUACACAAAGCUUUAUGUGACUUAAAGAAUAAAUUAUAGAAGUUU
Messenger RNA from Chanos chanos (milkfish), 2426 nucleotides. It is a transcript of the gene crsp7, whose product is annotated as cofactor required for Sp1 transcriptional activation, subunit 7. The record is from RefSeq and is a predicted model, not a curated record. Bases 190 to 2034 code for a protein of 614 amino acids. Gene Ontology annotation, cellular component: core mediator complex; nucleus; mediator complex. Lineage: Eukaryota; Metazoa; Chordata; Actinopteri; Gonorynchiformes; Chanidae. The transcript has 3 exons. Gene Ontology annotation, biological process: positive regulation of gene expression; regulation of transcription by RNA polymerase II. Gene Ontology annotation, molecular function: transcription coregulator activity.